GUAAUCCCAGACUUACUGGUACAGGGACAGUAACAGUGAAAGUCCAGGAUAUUAACGAUCACGAACCUCAGUUUGCCCGAUCCUUCUACGUGGGGCAUGUCAUCGAAGAGCUAGCGCCAUCUAUUGCUGUGGUUCAAGUUACAGCAAAUGAUGAUGAUGAAAACGCAAAUGCAGUGAUAAACUACAGCCUUGUGGAUAGUAUCAGCAACAAGUUCACCAUAAAUAGCAUCACUGGACAGAUCUCAACAACAUCUCCCCUGGAUCGUGAGGAACAGGCAGAGUACCAACUGGUUGCCAUAGCAACGGAUGGGGGUAGUAUCCCAUACACAAGCACAGUGUCCGUUACUGUGGUUGUCGAAGAUAGGAAUGACAAUCGUCCAAAGUUUGAUGAGAGUGCAUAUAGCGUGUAUGCAACCAACCCUAUUAUAUCUAAUUCCUUCAUCCUUGGUGUUAUGGCAACAGAUGCUGAUGCUGGGAACAAUGGCGACAUAAGAUAUUCCUUAUUUGGUAGUGCCGCAAGCAAUUUCCAGAUUGACCCAACUUCGGGUGUUAUCACAGCUGCGAGACAACUUAGUGGCAGUACUGCCAUCUACAGUUUGAAUGUCCGGGCGACUGAUAGGGGUCAGAAUCCAUUGACAGAUGAGGCCACUGUUGAGAUUCGUCCACUUCCUUCUGGUACAACAAAUUACCCAGCAUUCAACUCUGGUUUACGCAGCUUUAAUAUCCCAGAAGACACAAAUGUCGAUUACAUCAUCACACAACUGACUGGAACUUCCCCGAAAAAUGGCGCUUCUCUUAGUUACCAUAUUGCUGGUGGAAAUAUAGAUGGCGUUUUCAUCAUACAGAAUCAUAAUGGCGUCUUAAAGGUGAAGAAAGCAUUGGAUUACGAAGCUAUAAAAGUUUACAAGUUGUGGAUCCAGGUUAGAGAUUCGAGCACACCUCCAUUGUUUGCAAACACAAUGGUUACCAUAACGAUAUCUGAUAAGAAUGACAACCCACCCAUAUUUGGACAGUUGAAUUACAAUACCAGCGUCGUCGAGGGAGAGGAUGCUCCAGUUACCAUAGAAACGGUACAGGCAACUGACAUAGACUCGGAACAGAAUGGCCGCAUAAGAUAUUCCAUUGUUGGAGGUAACACAGGGAAUGAGUUUAGAAUCCACCAGGAGACAGGUCUCAUACAGACAACACAGAGCCUUGAUAGAGAGACCAUUGACCAAUUCUGUCUGGUCAUACAGGCACAAGAUCAGGGCAGCCCAUCACUAUUGGCAACCUCAACUGUUGACAUCUGGGUAAUUGAUGUGAAUGACCAACCACCACGAUUCACCAGCCUCUUCAUCACAGAAAUACCAGAAAACGCUCCAAUCGGCUCUUUUGUCAUCCGUAUAACAUCAACUGAUGCAGAUAUCGGGCAAAAUGCUCUUGUGACGUAUAAUAUUGAAGAAAAUGAUCAGUUUGGAAUUGAUCCAACCAGUGGGAAUGUUACAGUUAUAGGAAAGCUGGACUGGGAAUCCAAACGUCAAUAUGAGCUUCAAGUCUCUGGGACCGAUGAUGCAUGGAGGAUAUUCACAACACUCAACAUAGAUGUCACUGAUGUGAAUGAUAUGACACCACAGUUCUCUCAAAGCUUCUAUGUAUUUGAUUAUGUGGAGCUACAGGCUGAAGGGACAGUGAUCGGCACAGUUGAGGCCACUGACAGAGACUCACAAGGUCCCAAUUCAGAUGUCUACUAUACGCUUAAAACUGCAACUAGAUUGUUCAAAAUUGACCAAUCAACUGGUGUGAUCUCAUCCAGAGCCUCUAUAUCUUAUAAACCAAUUAUUCCUGAUAAUCGUUACCAGCUUGUUACCAUGGCAACUGACCGUGGUGACCCUCCAAAAUCUAGCGAGGUCACAGUUACAGUUGUGGUAAAAGAAGCCAAUAAAUACGCUCCAGUGUUUGCUGAUGUUGAUUAUAAGAUUCCCGUUGUUGAGACAGCACAGUCAGGUGACCUCAUCAUGCAGAUCACAGCGUGGGAUGAUCGCGAUCAUGGCACCAACGCAGAGGUGGAAUACUACAACAAUGGUGGAGCAGACUCCUCAUACGUCCGUGUUGAGAAAUUCACUGGGAAUGUUAUCCUUACCCAGGAAGUAUCUGAUAAGGUCAAUGAAGAGCUAGAGAUCAACAUCAAAGCACAAGAUAAAGGAGUACCAGUACUGUUCAAUACAACAACCCUAACACUGCAGAUAACUGAGACAAACAGACAGACUCCACAGUUCACAAACCCUCAAUGGUUCGUUGAGAUACCAGAAAACAAAGCCAAGGGCUCUGUGAUUGCAACGAUAACAGCUGUAGAUGAUGACUCUGGUGCUAACGGCCUGAUAUCUUAUUAUAUAGAAGACAGCCAGUUAUUCUCCAUUGAUGAGAGUCAAGGGUACAUCACUGUGGAAGGUGCUAUCGACUAUGAGACUUCAAAGGCGUAUGAGUUAAACAUCACUGCUAGAGACAGAGGAGCCAUACCUAAGGAAGUCUCCAGGAUCUUCACUGUUAACCUACGUGAUAUCAAUGACAACCCACCUACAUUUAACCAGACAUCAUACAAGGCUUAUGUCUCAGAGAAUUCCCCAAGUGGAACUGAGGUAUUCACAGCCAUCGCUGUAGAUCUCGACACAAAUCCUGUUAUCAAAUAUGAGCUCUCAGGCUCAACGGAAGCAUUGGAUAAGUUCUUCAUCAAUGAGAACACUGGAGUGAUAAAGUCCCAGGGAAAUAUUGACUAUGAACAGAGAGUCAGUUACACCAUGGAGGUCACUGCCAUUAAUCCUGGCACCAUCUUGCAGAAUGUAACUACAGUUACCGUAUAUGUACUGGGUGUUAAUGAGUUUAUCCCACGAUUCACUCAGCCUCGUUAUGGAUUCAUUGUCAGUGAAUCGGCUGAUGAGGGUUACCUCGUUGGUUCCGUAUUGGCUAAAGAUGAUGAUUCUGGUCUAGAUGGAGUUGUGGAAUAUUUUCUUAUUGGUGAUAGCAACCUUAAAGGGUUUGCAAUCAAUGAGAAAACUGGUGUGAUAACCGUAUCAACAAAACUCGACCAUGAAUCUGAGGGUCAGAUUGUUGUUGAAAUCCUGGCCAAAAAUCAUGGUGGUAUCCAUGGUAAUGAUACUGACACUUGUGAGGUAACAAUUACAAUCCAAGAUGCUAACGAUGCGCCAUUGUUCACCCAGACACUGUUCGAAGAUUACAUUCGAGAAGAUUCUGCCACAGAUGUCCAAGUGACCCAAGUAACUGCCAACGAUAAUGAUCUCGCCAGUAGCGACAACCAGUUCUCGUACACCUUCCUGUCUGGCAACAUCGAGGAUCAGUUCACCAUAGACAGCACUAGCGGCUGGAUCAGCCUUGCCAAGAAACUGGAUCGGGAAACUAUCGCAACAUACAAUCUCACUGUCGCUGCCAUUGACUCUGGGACUCCACCUCAAACUGGUUCAACAGAAGUAAAGAUCUAUGUCACAGAUGUGAAUGACAAUGCCCCCUAUUUCCUGCCUUCUGUCCCCACUGGGAAAGUCUUGGAGGGAAAAUCUGAAUUCAGCACAGUAAUUGACCUUUCUCAGUACACAAAUGACCUUGACCUUGCUCCCAACCAGGGACCCUAUAGGUAUACCCUGAUGGAUCAUGGUGAUACAUUCAGUGUUGCUACGACAACUGGAAUCAUCAGGACAACACGUGUGUUAGACAGAGAGACUCAAGCCCAGUACAUGCUCAAUGUAGAAGUGAAAGAUAAUGGGAUUCCCACUCAGACGUCCUUCUUACAGGUACGUGUAUUGGUGUCUGACCAGAAUGAUUCGCCAGCUGAUUCACGCCUACUUAAGAUCUAUGUGAAUAUGCAAGAUGGCGUAUUUGAUGGAGGAAUUGUCGGCAAUGUGCGACCGCUCGAUCCAGAUUCUAGCGGAGACUACCAAUGUGAUAUCAUAGGUGGAGACACCAGUGUGUUCAGCGUGACAUCAGACUGUAACCUGCAGUCGACUAGAGUGGAGGUUGAGUCUCAGUUUGCAUUGAAUAUCAGUGGAAAUGAUGGUGUAUAUUCUACAGUGUAUUCACCCGUCACUGUACAUUUUAGCUCAUUUACCCAAGAUACCGUGGAUAACACAUUGGUGCUCCAGUUGCGCAAUAUCACAAUUAAAGCCUUUAUGUUGGAGGCCUACCAGAGACUAGUACAAUCUUUCAGUAAUGUAUUUCCUGAUGGCCAAACAGUUAUGCUGUAUGGAUUUGAGCAAAGUGACGAUGAUUUAAAUCUAUUUGUGGCAGUUCGUGAACAAAAUGGCGGAUAUGUGUUUAAGUCAGUAGUUCAGAGUAAGAUAGAUUUGAAUAAAAGGGCAAUGGAGAUAGAAUGCGGUGUUGUAUUCUCAAGUACUGGAUUUUCAGAAUGUGGGGUCAACCAAUGUAGUUCAGGGGGUGAGUGCCAGGAUGUAAUUGAAAUCAACGAAGGAUAUAACAUUUAUGAUGGACCUCAUCAAAUCGUGACAUCUCCUGAAAUUGUGUACACAUUCACAUGUGCUUGCCCUGAAGGUUUCACCGGACAGAAUUGUGAAACUCGGUUAGCUAGCUGCACUGAAAACCCAUGUCAACAUGGAGCAACAUGUUACAUCGACGAUGGAAACCAUAAAUGUAUCUGCCCUCCUAACUACACCGGCGACACCUGUGGUGAUGAUGUCAAUGAAUGCUCCCAGAUGCCGUGUAAGAACACAGGGACUUGUCACAAUACAAUCGGAUCAUUCUAUUGUGAUUGUGUCAUCGGGUAUUCUGGUAAAACUUGCGAGGAUAUCCUUGGGUUCUGCCAAAGUCAGCCAUGUUUGAAUGGAGGAUUAUGCCUCAAUGAGGAUUCUGGGUACACGUGUGAUUGUGACUUUGGCGAUGCUGGAUCACGCUGUGAGAUCGCCAGUCGUAACUUUGAAGCGACGUCCUACAUGGAAUAUACGACCACCAUAAAUAACCGUGAGACAAACAGUAUCGCAAUGGAGUUCUCGACAGUGAAGAAAAAUGCUCUGUUGCUAUAUCACCCUGGAGAAGCUGGAUACGACAAGGACUUCAUCGCUAUAGAGAUCAUUGAUGGCAAAAUCCAGUUCUCGUUUAAUCUGGGAGUCGGAGAAGUGACACGUAUGACUCUUCAGAAAGUAGUGACUGAUGGGAAAUGGUAUCGUUUGAUGGCUAACAGAAAUGGAAAGAGUGGGAACCUAAUGGUUACAGAGUGUCCAGAAAGUCUUGCUGAGUGUGACGCCUGCAUACAGGGUGACCCAAACUGCUACGUUUCAGCCACCAGCCAGGGAAAUAACCAAAUGCUUGAUGUUGGCGCCAGUGGUAAUGCGUUAAGUAUUGGUGGGAUCCGCUACAUCGAAACAAUCCUGGAUCGACCAGGUCAGAUCCAAACACACGACUUCAUCGGAUGUCUCCGAAAUAUCACAGUUGAAGGAACGCAGCUUUUUGACAUCCAACCACGUGCCAUGAAUCAUACUUCUAACAAGUGCAAGAGGCAGUCCCUGGCUGGGGCCUGUUCUGGAGAUGUGUGUAAUAAUCGUGGGGUUUGCAUUGAUGAGUGGGCGACACAUCGCUGUCAAUGUGAACCCGGGUUUUCUGGAUCUAACUGUGCAAAAGACGGAGGCUCUUUCACAUUUGGCAGCAAUGCCUUUGUUCAACUUAAACUAAAGGAGAGCUACAAACGAGACCAGAUGUUGGCGCAAUCAUCACGCAAACGACGUGCUGUGCCUGUGACAUCAGAAACCAAGUCAAUCUCGAUGAACAUGAGAACUCAGAAGUCCAAUGGGAUGUUAUUCUAUGCAAAAUCUAACAGUGCUUACUCUUUGCUGGAGCUGGUAGAUGGCUCUGUGAGGUACAGUUUCAGCCCAGAUACUGGUGUUACAUCCUCAGUAAGGGUUACGAGUGUCAGUGUUGCAGACUCAGAGUGGCAUAACAUAUCUCUUGCCAUUACAGGUAACAUAGUAACCAUCACCAUUGACAACCAAUACCAAGAAGUUGAGAAAUAUUCCAUCAAGCCCCAUGACUUCCUGGGCAUUGAUGUACAGGAACUCUCAAUAGGGGGCUCUGAUAGUCUUGUCUUCUCUAAUGGCGUCAGGGUUUCUGGCUUCGAUGGUUGCAUGGAUGAGUUCCGCUUGAAUGGUGACGUACUCGACUUCAGCCAGGAUACAGAUCAGUUCGAAAUCGUAACAGUAGGUGGCGUAAGUGAGAGCUGUCCUUUGACGGCACCAUAUCAACAGGAACCUCUCAGUGUCGGGAUAAUAGCAGUGAUAUGUGUCAUCGGUGUCGUGAUCCUUGUUACCUUAGUGAUUGGAUUGAUUGUCUUCAAAAUGCGACGUAACAAAUUAGCAAAAACGAAAGGUGCUUUGACAAACAAACAAAUCAGUAACCUUGCUAAAACUGCAAAUGAUAGCAGUCGCAGCGUCCCAGAUUCUGGAUUCGGAGAUAACGCUGAUGGUGCUCAAGCACCUGAUGAGGUGAUUAUACGUCAACAUGUAAUGAAUGAGUUAACAUCUGGACAGUACAAUGAAAGAGCCAUAGAAGAUCGGCUCCCACCACGACCAGAUAUCAUUCAGUCUCGCACUAUUCCGACACCUCUUCAUAUUGGAGAUGGUACUAUCAUCAUAGAGGGCAGCACAGGGCCUGGAAAUUACGGGAUGGAUAAUGGGGCAUAUACUGAUACAUAUGAUGACGCUCCCCCUGAACAUUAUGACAUUGACAAUGCAAGUAGUAUAGCACCAUCGGAUAUAGACAUAGUGAAACAUUAUAAAGGCUACAGGGCUGGCCAAUUACGUAAAUACAAGCCCAAUAUGUAUACCCAACACCUUCAGGGCCAAAGGCAUGGGCCCCUGGGGCCUCCAGUCAGGGAGAGUCCACAUAAUCUUAACAGACAGUCUCCCAAUAAUCUCCUUAGGGAGAGUCCAGGUGUGUUGAGAAUGCAGAGCACGCCACUUAACAGACAAUCUCCGCAUCCCAUGAUGCACCCCUCUCGUCAUGAACCAGGGAUGCGUCAGAGCCCGAUGCCAAUAAAUGUGAAUCUUGCCAGGCAGAGUCCAAUGCCUAUUAACCCACACAAUCGUGGCCCAAGUCCCAUGAAUCAGCUGUCACGUGUGAGCCCCCACCCCUCCUCCAGACCCCCCUCUAGGGGUUCCCACAAUAUAGACUUACGUGCUAGUCCCCAUAGUUUACUGAACAAUCACCAUGGUAGCCCAAUACGAGAAAUCAAUGACUCUAUGAGCAAUGUUAGCAAUACAACCGCAAGCUCUGGUAUUUCACAUAGAGUUCGCUCACCUUUAGGAGCCCCAAAUGGUGGCCCAAGGUUAAAGGGCAAGGGAUUAACUCUGGAAGAAAUCAAUAGACUAAAUGCACGGCCGUUAUCAAGCCCUGCAAGCACAGCAGAUGCAAUCUCAAGCUCAACGGAGCACAGACGCGGCAAUAUAAUUAAACCUAAAACAUCUCCUAUAGAAAAUGACCAAGUGGCCAAUGAUGAUUCUUCUAGCGAUUCUCACAGUGAUGACUCAUUCACAUGUUCUGAAUACGAACCUGAUGAUGAGAAAGUUCGUAACGACAUGGACCCUAGUAUAUUAUUCUUGUCUCAACUUUCAGAGCUCCCUGGAGACAACAACAGCUCUUUCAGUAAAAGUGACUUGAACUCAAUCUCAGGCUCUCUAAGUACACUUCUGGUCUCCGACGAUGAAAGCUCAAAAUUUAAGAACAAAAUGAACGGUUCAUUAAAUUGGGAUUAUUUACUCAACUGGGGACCGAGCUUUGAAAAACUUGUUGGUGUGUUUAAGGAUAUAGCUCAGUUACCAGACACAGGGCCCCCUGGUGCUGACAAUCAGCGCCCUCUGGGCUCUGGAGUGAACAAUGUUAAUGUCUGUAAGGAGCCGGAAAGUGCCAAUACUACUUUAAAUAAAGGUCACCAGAGGAGUCUCUCAAGGGAGGAAUAUGUAUAGCAGCUCAAUGAGCAUUCUCCCAUAAAGUAAAAAUGGCACAACUAUUUUUGUAUGUUACAAGUUACAGCCCGUGCCUUAUUAUUGCCUUAAGAUAUGCAUUUUGAAGUUUGUAUGAAGAAAUUAGGAACAUUUGAAAAUUCUUUAAAAACCAUCUACAGAUCAUAACUUUCUUCAGUCGAAAGAUAGUUUGUGUAUCACAGAGGUAUAUAUUCUUUAAUACUGUAGUCUGUGUUUCUUAAGGCAAACAUCACAUUUUAUGCUUCAGAAUGACAAAAUUGUGUUGAUUCAUAUUAGGGAUGAAUGCAAUUUUGCCAUUCAUGCAGCUUUAACUUUAACUCUUUGAUAACUGUAUAUGGUAUGGUAUGUCCCAGUAAGGGCUGCAGAUCAGGCAGCAGGUAUCAAAGAGUUAAUUUUAUAACUUUCAAACUGUGUCUUUAUGAAACAGAAUAUCCUUUUUUAAAUAAAUGGCAUAAAAAGCUGUCUUAAACAUCAUAGUUUUAUAAUGUAUAUAGAUCACCUAGUUAUACUAAAUACACAUACAAUGUACUAAAUCCUAACUUUUAUACAUUCUUAGCUUUACUGUAUUCAUUAUGUAGUUUUACUGUUUUAGAAGAUUUUAGUUUAUGGAUUUCUCUUAUUUAUCUGGCUGCUAUGGUACACGAUAUUGAUCUAUGAGUUAUU
Molecule: messenger RNA, 8633 nt
Organism: Owenia fusiformis
Lineage: Eukaryota; Metazoa; Annelida; Polychaeta; Sabellida; Oweniidae
Source: the annotation of a GenBank genome assembly